This is a messenger RNA of Auanema sp. JU1783, 654 nucleotides long. The record is from the annotation of a GenBank genome assembly. NCBI's taxonomy places the organism in Eukaryota, Metazoa, Nematoda, Chromadorea, Rhabditida, Rhabditidae.
AUGACGUAUGGAACUGGUGAUACCAGUACUGAUCCUUACACUUCGAAUGUGACGGAAGCCUGUAUAAUGCUGGAUACACUUCAAAAUUCGUUCAUCAGUCAAGGGACGUAUGCUGUCACAUUACUGAAAGCUCUCAAGAUUUAUGAAGUUGUAUACUAUGACGAAGAUGAUCAUAAGUUGUAUGAUGGCUCGCCCUACCCUGUCUUCCUUUUCACAGCAACCACAAAUGUUGAUGACAUCAAGGCCAGUGCUUCAUUCAUCACCAAGCGCUUACCAGAUGCUCAGUUCAAUGUUAUUGCUUUCAAUAACACAAAUCUUCUUCAAAGCAUGAAUUUUCCAGCUAGUUAUGUCUAUUCUUUCUUUGAUUUAACCUAUCAGAAUACGGAUUUUCACGUAUGUAUGAGAGCUCUUAUGUGUGGAUAUUUGAAGAAAUGUGACGCCAUGGCUUCCACAGCCAUUUUCACUACUCCACGAGUAACUCCAGCUAUGACAACUGCGGCACCUGCAACGCCGCCUACAACGCCACCUACAACGCGUGUGGCCACUACGAAGCCUAUUAAACCAAUCACUAAUGCUCCUACAAAAAAACCAACUCCUGCUUCUCCAACUCAUGGAGGAGGUGAUGGAACACAUUCAACAGGAUAUUGCCAGUAA